Molecule: messenger RNA, 1926 nt
Organism: Pteronotus mesoamericanus
Lineage: Eukaryota; Metazoa; Chordata; Mammalia; Chiroptera; Mormoopidae
Gene: RFTN1
Product: raftlin, lipid raft linker 1
Exons: 10
Coding region: 262-1926 (554 amino acids)
Source: RefSeq, a predicted model, not a curated record
AGCUGGAGCGCGCCGGGCGCAGGGCGCAGCGAGCGGGAGCGCGGCUGCCGCGGGCUCCGACGGACGCACCGGUCGCGGGAGGGACGGACACACGAGCACGCCGCGCCGUCGCCGCCCCCCAACCCCCGCCCCAACUGGUGCCCACGCCUUCUCCGCGCCGCCGCCUCUGCAUGGCACAAACUUUCCUCCCGGGACGGAGUACACUGUCUCAGGGAGCACCUACCCACACCUUCUCCUGAGCUAGUCUGGAACGCUGCGGAGAUGGGUUGCGGAUUGAACAAGUUAGAGAAACGCGAUGACAAACGGCCUGGAAAUAUCUAUUCAACUUUGAAGAGGCCUCAGGUGGAAACCAAGAUAGAUGUGUCCUAUGAAUACCGCUUCCUGGAGUUCACUACCCUGAGUGCUGCCGAGCUCCCGCGGUCCUCAGCAGUGAGGCUGGCCUCCCUGCGAGACCUGCCUGCCCAGCUCCUGGAGCUGUACCAGCAGGGCUUCUUGCUGGUGGCCCUGCACCCUUUCGUGCAACCAGCCCACAAGCAGGAGAGGACGCCCCUUGAGCGCAUCUUCAGGGCCAUCCUCAUCAAGAAAACCGACAGAUCUCAGAAAACUGAUCUUCACAAUGAAGGCUACACCUUGGAAUUAGAUUGCUGUUCCUCCUUACUUCACCUGACAGACCAAAAAAUCAUCCCAGAGUUCAUUAAGAAGAUCCAGGAGGCUGCAAGUCAGGGCCUGAAAUUCGUCGGUGUCAUACCUCAGUACCACUGCCCCGUGAACUCAGCAGACAGCAGUCCCCAGGUGGAGGCUGGAGAUGCGAGAACAGAGCCAGGCGGGGGUGGGGAUAAGAAGAACCCAGGUGCUCCAGCAGGAAUGGAUGGAAGCCCAGAGCCAAACCAGCACCCAAAAGGGGAGCUAUCCAUUGCCGAGCAACCCAGCUUGCCUUUGGAAGAGGGGGGCGGUACAGAAUUUUCCAAGACUCUGGAUGGACCGGAUGGGGACCUGUCCGAAAUGCAGGAGGAAACGCUCUCGGGAAAAAUGGAGAUCUUCGCCCUUUUCAACAAACCGAAGAGCCAUCAGGAGUGCCGGCAAUACUAUCCCGUCACCAUUCCUCUGAGGGUCUCCACCAACGGCCAGACGGUGAGCAGUUUGGAUGCCAACUGGCUGGAGCACAUGAGCGACCACUUCCGGAAAGGAGGCGUGCUAGUCAACGCCGUCUUCCACCUCGCCAUGGUCAAUGAUUCCUUACACAGCUUGACAGAUGGAGUAUUCAUCUUUGAAGCUGUUUCCACAGAAGAUAGCAAAACCAUGCAGGGCUACGAUGCUAUUGUUGUCGAACAAUGGACGGUCCUGGAAGGUGUCGAAGUGCAGACGGACUACGUGCCCCUGCUGAACUCGCUAGCAGCCUAUGGCUGGCAGCUCACCUGUGUGCUCCCAACUCCCGUUGUCAAGACUAACAGGGAGGGAAACAUAUCCACCAAGCAGAUUGUCUUCCUUCAGAGACCAUGUCUACCUCAGAAAACCAAGAAGAAGGAAUCAAGGUUUCAGUGGCGAUUCUCCCGAGAAGACAUGCACAGCAGGCAGAUGAGGAAAUCCAAAGGUAAACUCAGUGCCAGAGACAAGCGACAAGCAGAAGAAAACGACAAGAAUUUAGAAGACCAGUUUUCCAAGGCUGGAGACGUGGGCAACUGUGUGCUGAGCCGGCAGCGGGACGACGGAGCCUCCGAGGAGAUGAAGGUCCCCGUCCAAGAGGUCGUGGGAGAACAGCUGUGUCCUGAUGGCCAGCUCUCUGUGGAGGGCGGGGCCGUGCAGAAUGGUCCUGGCGGCCACUGCGGGGCCCUGGCUGGGGGCUGUGAGGGGCACUCGGGUCCUGCUGAGGAUGCCAGGGAGGGAGGUGCGGAGGAAGUGGCUGCAGAGACAGCAGAAGACAACUGA